CAUCAGUGUCCAUUCUGACCAGUUCAGGCAUUUAUCUAUAACAAGAAUCCUGCAGUUUUUCAGUCUAUGGGCAAUACACAUAAUACAACCUACAAUCCAGUCAUUAUCAGUACAUCUAGGAGCCCUAUCCUCUACUUAUUUUCUCGGUUCAGGGUUCUUGUAUUCUGCAAACAAAAAGGUAUUGGCAAAGCUUUGUCAUACUUCUUGCCUAUUCUUCACUGGCUAGGCAGUCAAAAGUUAUUGUGUCUUGGACAUUGCAGCCAGACAGUUAUAAAGGCAUGUUUAUGUCAGUUUUGUGUCAGAGUGCCUUGUUGUUGGCUGCACUGGCAUCCAUCUUGUUUCAUUCUCGGACCAAGUGGCUCAAAUCUGAACACUGUUACUCACUUGACUGGAUUUUCAGAAUUACAUAACAGCUCAGCAGGCUUCCCAGGAGAUCCCAGGGUGAUGGCUGCAAUACAGGUGACAGAGGAAACCAUCAUAGUGGGUGGGCAGACUCUGUUCUCCCGCCAGGCUAAACCUACACAACAGGCUCCUCGCCUUUCCCUCCUGCUGCUCCAUGGCAUUCGUUUUUCAUCAGAGACGUGGCUCAACCUGCAGACUUUGUCUAAGUUGGCAGAAGCUGGAUACCAUGCUGUAGCUAUUGACCUGCCAGGAUUCGGCCGCUCUAAAGAUGCUGUUGCUCCAGCUCCUGUCGGAGAACCAGCCCCGGGCAGUUUCUUGAAGGAUGUCUUGGAGGCCCUGAAAUUUGACCAAGCAGUGGUGAUCAGUCCAUCUCUCAGUGGAAUGUAUUCACUCCCAUUCCUUUUUCAGCACAAUCACCUUUUGAAAGCCUACAUCCCAGUGGCACCCAUCUGCACAGAGAAGUUCCCUCCAACCCAAUAUGCCAGUGUCAAGACACCAACUCUCAUUGUAUAUGGGGAUCAAGAUGUCCAACUGGGUGAAGUGAGCCUGAACAACUUGAAGAAUUUACCUAAUCACAAGUUAAUGAUGAUGAAAGGGGCAGGCCAUGCCUGUUAUCUUGACAAGCCAGAUGAAUGGCACCAAAGGCUGCUGGAUUUCCUGAAGAACAUAGAGUAAACAGCAAAUCAGUCAGCACUGGCCUAGUCAACCCAUAAUCAAUGAGAACCUCACCAGUUUUUCUGGCAUACCCAUGUAAGGAGCUGGGAUUUCUUCCUGCAGUUCUGUCAGUAACCUGUUGGGGGGGCAGGUUGUUUGUGGACUGUCUAACCAUAGUAGACCUAAAACUAUCAGAAAGUGUUACAUCUAGAAUGCAUUCACUGAUUCAUGAUUCAUUAAUUGCAUAAUUAAAAUGACCAGGUAUGAUUUUUCUUGCUUGGGUCAUGAGAUAUUUGAAGUCAAAUUUACAUAAAAUAAUCAUUCAUAGAAAUGUAUUAGGAUCUGUGCCUGGAUAUAUUAGGAGUUGGUCCUCAGUAUCUUGAGCCCUUUUGCCAAGAUUUUAAUCAUGAACAAUUGUUUUCUAAAAGCUGAUUGAGUGCCGGCUGAGAUAGAUGUAAUAAAGGUAAGGCAAUGGCUGGGUUUAAGUAAUUUAUAAACAUAUGAUGAUUUAAUUGUUUUGACUUAGCACACCGAAGACUCUAUCCAUUAUAACAUCAUGUAUGACAUAGCAAUGGUAUUAAAAUUAAAAUUCUGGUUUGUUAGCA
Messenger RNA from Pseudonaja textilis, 1661 nucleotides. RefSeq names its product putative protein-lysine deacylase ABHD14B. Lineage: Eukaryota; Metazoa; Chordata; Lepidosauria; Squamata; Elapidae. Gene Ontology annotation, cellular component: cytoplasm. Gene Ontology annotation, molecular function: hydrolase activity. The record is from RefSeq and is a predicted model, not a curated record. Gene Ontology annotation, biological process: positive regulation of transcription by RNA polymerase II.